AUGGCCCGGGAAGACGGAACGAGCGGGCACCCAUGGGGCACGUUAGAGGAGCUUUUACUAGUGUGCGCCGUGAACCGCCACGGCACCAAGAGCUGGGACUCCGUCGCCAUGGAGGUGCAGACCAAGAGCUCCUCCACCUUUGCCUCCACGCUCCUCACUGCUCAGGACUGUAGAGACAAGUUCGACGACCUCAAACGACGAUUCGUAUCAAAAAACGACAACCAAUCGCACAGCUUGGGCCAAAUGGUUGACGAGCUCCGGAACCUUCGAGUCGAUGAGCUCCGCCAUGAGGUCCACCGUCGCGACGUUUCGAUCGUGUCGUUGGAGUUGAAGGUGAAGAGGUUGGAGGAGGAGAGGGAGCGGAGCUUGAAGGAGGAGGCGGAGGCCCAUCCCAACAACGAUCUCCAAAGCGGCGGAGAGGAUCAGCUAGAGGCUUCACCGGAGAAUAUCGCCGGUAAAACAAACUCCGGCGAAGAAUUCGACUACGACGAGCGCGAGAACCGAUCCUUCAACGAGUCCAAUUCAACGAGCCAACGAGGUGAAGCGAAAGAAAACAGCGUCGUGGCAAAACAAUCGGAGGAAGAGGAGCCCGGACCGGACGGAAACGAACCAGAUCGGGUUCGAACCGGAACCCGGACCGAACCGGAUCGCGAUUGCUCUGUUAACGGUAAAGUAAUCGACGAUGAGAAGGAAGACAAUAAAAAAGGUGGUGAAACGGUGGGGGCGACUCAACUCGGCGAGUCGAACGAGUUUUGGGAAUCGGUAAGUGAGUCGAAGCGGGAGGGAAAGAGGGGAGGAGUGGCGUCGAAGCAGAACAGCGACGUGCAGAGUUCAGCGAGCUUGUCGAAGAGGAAACGACGUCGUGGAGGCGGAGGUGGUGAGGGAGGAGGGAGAAGGAGUAGGAGUAGGAGUAGCAGCGGCGAAGAGGCCGAGGGUGACGAAGUUUCUCCCGCCACCAGCAAAGGGAUUAAGCUUAAGCUGGUUAAACAUGAGCCGUUGAUCAAGGUCCUCCGGAUCAUCCGCUCGCAUCGGCUCGGCUCCGUAUUCGAGCGUCGGCUUCGGAGCCAGGAAUCAGAAAGAUAUAAAAGCUUGAUCCGGCAACACAUGGACCUGCAUGAGGUUCAAUCCAGGCUUAACAAAGGGGUCUACACAGAUUGCACCCACAAGUUCUUCCGCGACCUCCUCCUCCUAUUCAACAACGCCGUCGUUUUCUUGCGCAAGACUUCUCCAGAGCACAUGGCAGCUCAAGAGCUACGAUCCAUUGUGCUAAAGGAAAUGAAGGACCAGCUACAAAAACCACAACCCACGAUCGAUACGGUAAAACUCCAUGCACCUAAGUUAGAAUCCAAAGUACCCAAGAUAGAACCCGAUAGGUCUGUGAAACCCAGCAAGCCCUCCGUUGUUGUGUGUGGUUUACGUCGUUCUGCCAAUGGAGGUGCCGGAGCUAAGAGCAGGAAGGGAGAUAAAAAGGAAAGAGGGGAGGUUGAAGAGAAAGGAAAGGCGAGUGAGGUUGAGGACAAGGGGAUUAGGAAGAAAAGGACCCAAGAAAGAGGCGGGCGGAGAGGGUCGCGGAGGGACAGCAGCAAGAAUGUGGGAAAAACGGAGCAUGCGUAUGGUGGAAAUGAGCUUAGUUCCCAUGAUGGUUUAGAGGAAAUGAAAAUGGAGAAGAUCGAAAAUGCAAAGAUGACAAAGCAAGGCGCGGCAAGGACGUUCUUGAAGAGAAUGAAGCAGAACUCUACGAGCAUCGAAGUGAAGAGAGGGAGCUCGGAUGUUUCGGAGGGUGGUGAGAGUGAGGAUAGUAUGGUAGAGGAGGACGAGAAGAAGCAGAAGGGGAAGACGAAACCAGACGAGAGGAAAAAGAGGGUGACCCGGAGUUCUACUGGGAGGAGGGGAGGGAGAGGAGGGGGAAGAAGAGACGAGGAGAGCAGUGGGAGGGCAAAGAGAGGGGUUGGGAGACCCCCAAAAAGGCCGGAGACCGCAGAGGCUGGAAAUGGAAGUGGGAAAAGAGGGAGAGGCAAUGGUGAGGCUGAUCAGAUGGGGAGUGCAGGAAGGCCUAGAAAGCGCACAAGGAGGUGA
Messenger RNA from Prunus armeniaca (apricot), 2076 nucleotides. NCBI's taxonomy places the organism in Eukaryota, Viridiplantae, Streptophyta, Magnoliopsida, Rosales, Rosaceae. The record is from the annotation of a GenBank genome assembly.